UAUAUAAAAUCCUCUUGAGAUCCACAAUGAGAAACGAAACUGAAGAAAUUUUUUCAGUGAGCUGAGAGAAGAGAUAAGAGUGAAAAAAUGGCGAUUAGGGUAUGGAUUUCCUUAUUUCUCUGCGUUUACGCAUUGCUAGGAUCGCUUUCUUAUGCUUCUGAGAGCGAAGAGAAGGAGUACGUUGUGACACUGGAUCACUCCAAUUUCUCUGAUUUCGUCGGUAAACACAAAUUCAUCGUCGUCGAGUUCUAUGCCCCUUGGUGUGGUCAUUGCAAGAAACUUGCUCCUGAGUAUGAGAAAGCAGCACAAAUUUUAAGUCAGAACGAUCCACCUGUUAUUCUGGCCAAAGUUGAUGCUAAUGAGGAGCAAAACAAGAUUCUUGCCAGUGAGUUUGAUAUAAAAGGUUUCCCUACAAUUAAGAUCUUGAGGUAUGGAGGAAGCGUUAUUCAAGAUUACAAAGGACCACGUGAGGCGGAUGGUAUCAUUUCUUACUUAAAGAAACAAAGUGGUCCUGCUUCUGCUGAAAUUAAAUCUGCUGAUGAUGUUAUUGAUGUCAAUAAGAUCAUUAUCGUUGGGGUUUUCCCAGAGUUCUCUGGCGAGAAAUAUGAGAAUUUCACAGCUCUGGCUGAAAGAUUGCGGUCUGACUAUGAGUUUGCUCAUACUUUGGAUGCUAAACUCCUUCCUCGAGGGGAUUCAUCAGUUUCAGGCCCUGUUGUUAGGUUAUUCAAGCCUUUUGAUGAACUUUUUGUAGAUUUCCAGGAUUUCGAUGUGGAUACCUUAGCAAAGUUAGUUGAAGCAGCAAGCAUUCCAACUGUGACUCUAUUUAACAAAGACCCCAAUAACCAUCCUUUUGUUAUCAAAUUCUUCAACAGUCCAAAUGCCAAGGCCAUGCUGUUUGUAAACUUCAACAGUGACCUAAUUGAUACUUUUAAAUCCAAGUAUCAUGAAGUUGCUGAGCAGUACAAAGGCAAUGAUAUUAGUUUCUUAAUUGGUGAUGUUGAGGCCAGUCAAGGUGCCUUCCAGUACUUUGGACUCAAAGAAGAUCAGGUACCUCUAAUCAUCAUACAGACAAAUGAUGGGGAGAAGUAUCUCAAACCAAAUGUUGAGCCUGAUCAUAUUGCUUCAUGGGUUAAGGAUUUUAAGGACGGCAAGGCGAAACCUUUCAAGAAAUCAGAACCUAUCCCAGAGGUUAACAGCGAACCUGUUAAAGUUGUGGUUGCUGACACUCUCCAGGAUAUGGUUUUCAACUCUGCGAAGAAUGUACUCCUCGAGUUUUAUGCCCCUUGGUGCGGACACUGCAAGCAGUUGGCCCCGAUCCUUGAUGAAGUGGCUGUCUCAUUUGAAAGCGAUGCUGAUGUUAUGAUAGCUAAAAUUGAUGCUACUGCUAAUGAUAUUCCCCAGGGAACUUUUGAUGUCCAAGGUUAUCCGACUCUUUAUUUCAAGACAGCAAGUGGAAAGAUCUCACAGUAUGAAGGUGACAGGACCAAGGAAGACAUUAUUGACUUCAUCCACAAGAAUCGGGAUAAAGCUGCGGACCAAGGUUCGAGAAAAGAGGAGCUAUAAGUAAAGGAAGAAUAGCAACAAGAGGAGAUUUUGAAGGUUCCCAAGGCAUUUGGCAUUGUGUUGGCUGCCUUACCAUUUACCAGGUCCAAUGAAGUGAGGAAACACCGUGGGCUACAUUUCCAACCCCGCUCCCAUCCCACCCCCCAAACCCCUGCCAUCACAACCCCAAAAAUAGCCCCUUUUUACCAUGGUCUGUAACAAAUAUUUCUGAUAAGGUUUUGUUGAGGAUUAGGUAUCGUAGCUAGUCUCAAUAGUUUGAGUAGUGCAUCUCAGCGUGAUGAAUGUUUUUCUGGAGAAACUAUCAUCUAAGUUAUUUACGAAGCAAAGUGAAAACCCUUUAAACUUGUCUUGAA
Nicotiana attenuata is the source of this 1916-nucleotide messenger RNA. Its product is annotated as protein disulfide-isomerase-like. Gene Ontology annotation, biological process: response to endoplasmic reticulum stress; protein folding. Gene Ontology annotation, cellular component: endoplasmic reticulum. The coding region runs from base 88 to 1563 and encodes 491 amino acids. Lineage: Eukaryota; Viridiplantae; Streptophyta; Magnoliopsida; Solanales; Solanaceae. The record is from RefSeq and is a predicted model, not a curated record. The transcript is spliced from 11 exons. Gene Ontology annotation, molecular function: protein disulfide isomerase activity.